AUGCUUCCAGAGUCAGAAAGGUUGCCUGAAAAUUUGUAUAGAUGGAAGAAAAUGGUUAGUGAGUUGGGAUUAGGAUAUGAGAAGAUAGAUGCAUGUCCUAAUCAUUGCAUGUUGUAUUACAAGGAAAAUAGUGACAAGAAUGUUUGUUCGGUCUGUAAAGAACCACGAUUUAAGCCGAAGACAUCUACAAAUAAGAAGGAUGUUCCUUGCUCGAUAUUGAGAUAUUUUCCCCUUGUUCCAAGACUUCAACGCCUAUACAUGUCUAAGAAUACUUCAAAGUACAUGCGUUGGCAUGCAGAUGGAGUACGUCAAGAUGAAUCAGUGAUGACACAUCCAUCUGAUGCAGAGGCUUGGAAGCAAUUUAAUCAUACACAUCCUACAUUCUCACAAGAUUCUCAGAAUGUUAGGCUUGGUCUUUGCACAGAUGGUUUUAAUCCAUUUAGCAAUACAGGUACCCCAUAUUCAUGUUGGCCUGUUUUUGUCACACCGUAUAAUCUUCCACCAAGUAUGUGUAUGAAAAAGGAAUACAUAUUUCUUACACUUGUGAUUCCUGGACCAAAGUCACCUGGUAAAAGUUUAGAUGUGAAUCUCCGACCUCUAGUUGAUGAAUUAAAGGUGUUAUGGGAUAUUGGGGUAAACACUUUUGAUACAUGGAAAAAACAAAAUUUUAUUAUGAAAGCAGCAUUGUUGUGGACAAUAAGUGAUUUUCCAGCAUAUGAAAUGUUGUCCGGGUGGAGCACUCAUGGAAGACUUGCUUGUCCAUAUUGUAUGGAGAAUAGUAAAUCAUUUGGUUUGAAGUAUGGUAGGAAGCCUUGUUGGUUUGAUUGUCAUCAUCAACAUUUGCCUAUUGAUCAUCCUUUUCGUCAUGAUCGAUACUCUUUUAAGAAGUCUGUAGUAGAAAACUCUUUACCUCCAAAACACUUGAGUGGUAUAGAUAUCUUAAACAGAGUGAAUCAACUUCAAGAAAUUAACUUUGGCUUGAAAUCAACCAAGAUAAAGCAGCCCGGCUUUGGUAGAACUCAUAACUGGGUAAAGAAAAGCAUAUUUUGGGAAUUGCCUUAUUGGUCCACCAAUCUAAUUCGACAUAAUUUGGAUGUUAUGCAUGUUGAAAAGAAUGUGUUUGACAAUGUGUUCAACACUGUUAUGGACAUAAAGGACAAGACAAAAGACAAUGCAAAUGCAAGACAAGAUUUGAAGUUGAUAUGCAGACGUCCUAGGUUAUAG
This is a messenger RNA of Vigna unguiculata (cowpea), 1224 nucleotides long. NCBI's taxonomy places the organism in Eukaryota, Viridiplantae, Streptophyta, Magnoliopsida, Fabales, Fabaceae. The record is from RefSeq and is a predicted model, not a curated record.